AUGACAGCUCAAGACAGCCAACCACCGAAGAAAGAGACAAAUGACAAGGAGUCUUCCAAAAUCACCUUAGAUAGCUCUAAGAUAGAUCCUAAGCCUAUCAAUUUUACUCCAGACUUAAAUGAUACCUCUUCCUACAAAUUCUACCCAGAUGACCCCGAAUCCCCGUUAAACAGGUUUAGUUUUGUUGAUAAAGGAGCAAGUCGUUACUACGAUCCCUGCCAGGAAUCUGCACAGAUGUCUAUAAAGUGCCUAGAGCGAAACAAUUACGAUCGUAAGCUUUGCUACGCAUAUUUUGAUGCAUACAGAGAGUGUAAGAAACAGUGGCUCAAAUCUAGAAGAGAAGAUAGGUCAAAAUGGCAAUAA
Molecule: messenger RNA, 363 nt
Organism: Eremothecium sinecaudum
Lineage: Eukaryota; Fungi; Ascomycota; Saccharomycetes; Saccharomycetales; Saccharomycetaceae
Gene: COX23
Product: Cox23p
Exons: 1
Coding region: 1-363 (120 amino acids)
Source: RefSeq, a predicted model, not a curated record